This is a messenger RNA of Scleropages formosus (Asian bonytongue), 1869 nucleotides long. It is a transcript of the gene gps1, whose product is annotated as G protein pathway suppressor 1. NCBI's taxonomy places the organism in Eukaryota, Metazoa, Chordata, Actinopteri, Osteoglossiformes, Osteoglossidae. The transcript has 14 exons. Gene Ontology annotation, cellular component: COP9 signalosome. Gene Ontology annotation, molecular function: protein binding. Bases 51 to 1517 code for a protein of 488 amino acids. The record is from RefSeq and is a predicted model, not a curated record.
GCCCCGGAUGUGUUCGGGAGCCCAGUUUCUGCACAGACGGAAAGGAGGAGAUGCCUCUGCCAGUGCAGGUCUUCAACUUUCAGGGGGCUGUAGAGCCUAUGCAAAUAGAUGCAGACCCUCAAGAAGAUCAACAGAAUGCACCCGAAACCAACUAUGUUGUGGAAAAUCCAACAUUGGAUCUGGAACAGUAUGCCUCCAGCUACAGUGGGCUGAUGAGGAUUGAGCGCCUGCAGUUCAUCGCAGACCACUGCCCCCAGCUCCGCAUUGAAGCACUCAAGAUGGCCCUGUCCUUUGUCCAAAGAACCUUCAAUGUUGACGUCUAUGAGGAGAUCCACCGUAAAUUGACAGAAGCUACAAGGGAUGCCCAGGGUGCGCCGGACGCAGCUGCGGAGGGGGGGGCAGAGUUACCUGCCCUCGACACAGCAUGGGCUGAGUCGACUAGGAAAAAAGCUCUCCUCAAACUGGAGAAACUGGACACAGACCUGAAGAACUACAAGGGAAACUCCAUUAAGGAGAGCAUCAGGAGGGGUCACGAUGACCUUGGAGAUCAUUACUUAGACUGCGGUGACCUCAGCAAUGCCUUGAAGUGUUACUCCCGUGCCAGAGACUACUGCACUAGCGCCAAGCAUGUAAUCAACAUGUGUCUUAAUGUAAUCAAGGUUAGCGUUUACCUCCAGAACUGGUCCCAUGUACUUAGUUAUGUCAACAAGGCUGAAUCCACUCCAGAGAUAGCAGAGCAACGAGGAGAAAGAGACAGUCAAAACCAAGCAGUCCUCACAAAACUAAAAUGUGCUGCAGGACUGGCUGAGCUUGCCUCUCGAAAGUACAAACAGGCAGCAAAGUGCUUCCUCCAAGCUUCAUUUGACCACUGUGACUUCCCUGAGCUCCUUUCGCCCAGUAACGUAGCGGUGUAUGGUGGAAUGUGCGCAUUGGCUGCUUUUGACCGGCAGGAGCUGCAGAGGAAUGUCAUCUCCAGCAGCUCCUUCAAACUAUUCCUAGAACUGGAGCCUCAGGUGCGCGACAUCAUCUUUAAGUUCUACGAGUCAAAGUACGCAUCCUGUCUCAAGAUGCUGGAUGAAAUGAAGGAUAAUCUCCUACUAGAUAUGUAUUUGGCCCCCCAUGUGAGGACACUGUACAUGCAGAUCAGGAACAGAGCUCUCAUACAGUAUUUCAGCCCUUACGUGUCGGCAGAUAUGAACAAGAUGGCACUGGCCUUUAACACCUCAGUGGCAGCUCUGGAAGACGAACUGACACAGCUAAUUCUCGAGGGACUGAUCAAUGCCCGGAUUGACUCGCACAGCAAGAUCCUCUAUGCCAGGGAUGUAGACCAGAGGAGCACAACGUUUGAAAAGUCUCUGCAGAUGGGCAAAGAGUUCCAGCGACGAGCAAAAGCUAUGAUUCUAAGGGCUGCCGUGCUGCGUAACCAGAUACACGUCAAGGUAACCGGGUCCUCAGGUCUCCACCAAGAGAAGGUAGCCAAGGGGAACUCACACCUGCCAACAGCCAAACACGAAUGAGCACCAAUAUGUGAAGAAUCCCUACCACUUGCCUCUCCUGUGAGAGUUCACGGGGUUCUGCAGGUCUCACCCCUCGGCCCUGCUUACUGUCUGCUUCCCUGAAUCACAAACUGAACACUUACACUUCAGUGGGAAGAUGUGUUAUUUAGAUCAGAUGUGACUUCUGCUCAAAACCUUUAAUUUGAUUUGUUGCAUACAGUAUCAAAGCAGCCAUAACUCCAUAUUGGUUCUAAAAAGCACUGCUACAUUUAGUGAGUUUUCUCCCACACUGAUCAUAUUAUGUUCAUUUUUGGAAAGCAUCUAUAGGAAGUUGAGGGUUUGGGUUUUUUUUUUGUUUUUUUUUUUUUUUUUU